Molecule: messenger RNA, 4455 nt
Organism: Cyphomyrmex costatus
Lineage: Eukaryota; Metazoa; Arthropoda; Insecta; Hymenoptera; Formicidae
Product: ankycorbin
Exons: 15
Coding region: 1-4455 (1484 amino acids)
Molecular function (GO): protein binding
Source: RefSeq, a predicted model, not a curated record
AUGGACACUAAGACUCCGCCGAUUCCGCUCAAGUCGCAGGAGAAGCCUCAACCGAGAAAAGCGGAUCGCGUGGCCGACGUGUCCUUGCCCCCGCUGACACCACAUCCGAAUCAUCGCUCGUCGAAACACAGAUCGUCCGGGACGUCGCAAGAUCCACCCUGCGCUGUGCAGCAUCAGGAUCAUCGCAAGAGGAGACCCUAUAGAGUGUUACACAUCGGCGCUACGCCUUUAAUGCACGCCUGUCAACAGGGUGACAGGGCGAGAGUGUUGAGAUUAUUGAGGGAACAGGAGGAAACGACAGCUUACAGAGAUCGUACGUUGAGAAACGCCCUCCAUUAUUGCAUGGACGCGGGUACCGGUGGUGCCGUUGCCGCGGCGGCACCAGAACUGGUGAACGCUCCUGAUGCCGAGGGGCACACCCCGCUUCAUCUCGCGGUCAUCGCCGGGGACACUCAGCUGGUCGCGGUUCUCUUAGCGAACGGUGCCGAUGUCAACGCUAAGGACCUCGAGGGACACAGCGUUCUCCAUUGGGCCACUGUCUGUGGGGAAGCGGAAUGCGUUCGGUUGGUUCUCGCGGCCGGCGCGCGACCUUCCACCCCGGAUUUACGUGGCGGAUCUCCACUUCACUAUGCCGCUCAAUGUUGCGGUGCGGCUGCCACGGCUGAGCUCGCUGUUCCUAAGAAGGUCGGCUUGAAAGUUUUACAAACACUUCUCGAAUUCGGCGCGGACGUGAACGCGAAGGACGAGGAUGGACGGCAGCCGAUUCUGUGGGCGGCAAGCGCGGGUAGCGUGGAGGCGGUGUUGGCUCUAGCAAGAGCCGGAGGAGCCGCAGCCGCGGGUACUUCGGAUAAAGACGGACUGACAGCACUUCAUUGUGCAGCCUCGAGGGGCCAUGCGAGAUGCGUAGAAGUACUCGUCAACUUGUGCGGAUCUCAUCCGGACUACGUGGAUGAUAACGGCUGCUCCGCGUUACAUUACGCCGCCACUUUGGGCCACGCGGAUGCCACCGCUCUUAUCCUUAAACUCGGGGCCGAUCCCAAUCGCCAAGAUCGAAAGGGUAGAACACCAGCACUUUGUGCCGCAGCUAAGGGCCAGUUAGAAACCUUGAAGAUCCUAACUCAGCACGGCGGGUCGCUUCACGCUAAAACCGUGCGUGGCACAGGAAUAGGACACGAGGCCGUUGCGUCCGGUAGAAUCGAGUUGAUAAAAUGGUUAGUGAAAAAAAGACCGUCGACGUUGGAUAUCGCUACUCACGAUGGCAAGACACCUCUUCAUGUCGCGGCUUUGCACGGUCAUCUGGACGCGUGCAAGGUUCUCUUGGAUCAUGGCGCAAGAAUUAAUGCGGUUCUCAGAACCAGCAAGGGUAACUCGAUGACUCCUCUGGACGCAGCUCUUUAUAGAGGACACCGAGAUUGUGCGAAACUCAUUCAAAUGCAUGGUGGUUCUACAGUGCAGCAACUGAGAACGCAUAAGACUGCACCUAACAACAAAGCAAAGGUCCGAAUAAAACAGGACGACAGUAGCUCCGCGAGCGACAGUAGUCCUUGUAGACGAGGUCGAGGGCACAAGCAUCCUGAGCUCUAUUACGAAGAGCGAUGGAUCGAAAGAAGAACACGGCGGAAAGGUAAUCUGAAAAAGCUGACUCGUCGGGACAGUCGGAGUUUUAGUGAGGAAGAAGUGCGUCUGUCGAAGAUAUCUUCGAAGAAGGAUGACAGAAGAGCUCGAAGCGAAUCGGCACGAUUUGACGAUAAUACCACCAAUGAUCACAAUCUGCAAAAGAAACGAAGUAGAAAAAUGUCGACGAGACAUAAAGAGAAAUAUUCGAAUUCAUCGUUUGAAUCGGACAGUUGUGAUUAUUCUUACGAUGACACAGAAAAUGGAGCAGCCAAACAUCGGCAGCAUGCAAAAAAACAGCACGAGAAGGGCAAAAGCUUCAAUGAAACGGAAGCGAAAAGUAACUUAAGAAAAGAAGAUGAUGAUGAUCGAAGCGUAAGCGACGACAGUUUAGAGGUGAUCGUAGUGAAAAGAUCAUUGGAAAAAAAGUGUGAAAAAGUAGUGUCUGGAAGAAGAUCGAAGACACCUAAAGAAUGCACAAAGGAGACAAAACUGACCAAAACGCACAAACGUAGCUCUAGAAAAAUGUCCAGAUCCAGCAAGUCGAAAAUAUUCGAUAAAGAUGAAUCUCCGGACAAGGAAGAAAGAAGCGUUGUAAUAGAAGAGCCGAAGCAUUCUUCGGCCGAAGAGGAAGGAAGUAGCAGCGAGAGGAUAACAGAGUCUCGAUAUCGAAGAGACGCGACGGAUAGUACUAGCCAGGAAACCGUGGAGCAAGUGAUUGUCACAGCGAUAGUUCACAAAGAUCAAAUGCCUGACACCCCGAGGUCAGCGCAGGAAACUACAAAGGAGAUGAGUUCCGACGUUUUGAGGAAAAGCACGACAGUGAUAGAGGAAACAAAGGAAACUUUCAAAGAUAUUGGUUUUGCAGAUAAAAGUAAGGUCGCAUUGCCGCAUAAGAUUAAUACGCACGAUACUUCGGAGGAAAAAUUACAGCGAUUAACGCAAGAAAGUUCGCAAAUGAAUAAAGAAGUUCAGGAUGAAAAAGAUAAAAGAACGAUGCCACCCAGCAUGGAAGAUGCGAAAGAAGAUGCAAAUAUUAACCAGAUGCAAAGUACGUUAAAUACGUUCGAGAGUGUAAUACCGAGUGAUAGCACAUUGUACGAAAAGCAAGAAGCAAUCGAAGUAAAGCAUAUCACGGGUCCGGAUGAAGAAAGUGGAAAAUCGUUAAUUUCUGAAGAUUCGCAGCAAGAUGGAAAAAUUGCCAUGAAAAAAACUUUAUUAGGUGCACAUCAAAGUGUAAGCAACUUAAAAGAAAGUGUCGAGGGUGUACAAGUGACUUGUGAGGAAAAAGAUACUGUUUCAACAAAGCAGAAAGUAAUUACUAAAGAGAUUAUCACCAAAGAUGCUGAAUCCAAAGCGGACAAAGAUGAAGUGAAUAAACUCGGAGAUAAAAAAUCUUUGCAAAAAAUACAGACAGAUGAAACACAGGAAGCAUUAACACUUACUGAACGAUCAAUAGACGAUGAUAAAGAAAACUUAGAUGAUUCCGCGCGUGGAAAAUCCGUAGAUUUAUCAUCAACAGAAUCGAGAAUUUCUAUGAUGAACGUGGAAGAAAGUCUUUCUCCAGAAAGGACGGGUUUACCACAUGACAAAAAGUCGGGAGAACGAUUAGAAACUAAAACAGAAACAAAGAUUUUAGGAGAUAAAGAUUUUCGUUAUAUCGACGAUAGUUCCUCGAGUUCUCCAAAGCUUUCGAGAUCGGCGAAAACGAGACAUUCGAGACCAUCUACGGGAAAGAAUCUGAGAACAGGAAAAUCUUCAAAGUCAUCGACCAAGAGACACCCGUUUGAAGGUGUUGAGGAGCGUUCACCUCGUCAAAGUGCGAUAAUCGCGGUGUUAGACAGUCCAGAAUGGGAUGAAGAUGAAGUCGAGAAAGAAAUCAGAGAAGUUCUCGGGGAGGAUAUUGAACACGAGACAGAACAUGAAGAAGAUAAUGAAAUUGGUGUAAUGCGAGUUUUACGAAGCACUAGUGAGGAAGAGACGCCUAACACAGCUUUAGGUGUACCUAGAACUUCAAGAAUUGACUCUUUGCCUCAAGUACAAUCAACAACUACUAACCGCUUAGUUACGAUCGAGAAUGCUGAUGGUAGUCACCGAGAACGAUUGUGGAGGAAACACCGUCGUGAUAGCGGAGGUAUAGACAGUGGAAUAGAACCAAGCCCGAGAAUAUCGCGAAUUCCACGGAGACGAAACAUAAAAUGUUGCCCAAAUACAGCGAAACAGCAAGCUCUCAAUAUGGAAACUAUUACCAGAGAUGUGCAAAUUAGUCUGCGUCGUUAUCAUCUCGAAAGAAAAAUCUUCUUUCAAUUGAUGGAACUGAAAAGAUUACAGAUUCGUCACGGUAGAGCGAACGAACAUGUAUUGGUAAAAAGGCAGGUGGACGCCUUUCACAAAUCGGGAAUGUCUGGACCUACUCUUGGAGUUGCAAAAUAUGAUCGGCCAUUAACGUUCAGGCAAUUUGAAGCGUUUCUCUAUGAGCAAUUAAGAAGACUGCAGGGAAGACCAACUACUCCAGACUUUUGCACAGAAGCCAAGCAAUGCACGCAAAAAACUCAUCGUUGUCAUCACGCAACCAGUGCUUACACUUCUAUUCCAAUAUAUACCUACCUAGGUGGAGGCGUCCCAGAUCGAGCGGACCAUCUUCCGAAAAUAGAGAGUCGCGGCAGAGGGCAGAUGACGGUGGAAGUGACACACGGAGAGGAAAAACAAGUGAUCGCUCUUCCGACUGAGAAAAUGGAUCGUACUAAAAGAUAUUUCGUUACAUUUACUGUAAGAGGUGAAACGCAAGACGUCGAGAGAGCUAAAUCAUCCACGAUACAACGAAAUGCAAAGAGUGUUUAA